AAAAAAAAACUUAAAUCCUUGUGUGUAAACCUUGUUUCCUCAUCCCCAAAAAAAGAAGACUGGAGGCGGUAAUCACUGCCAAAGCGGCUUCAACUAAGUCCUGACUAAAGGAUACUGGGUCAGCAAUGACGCCUUAUGGGAGAAUGUGAAGAAUGUGGCAGCUAUGCCCACUUAGUAAGAAAAGAGGACGAGGACGGAGGAAUUUGGAGGACAAACCUGUUUGGUUCCCUGAAGGGCACAGCACACUCCUCCCCGCUUCGGAGACCUGGGCUUGGCUCUUCUGUGUAGAGCUCAUCUUCAGUCAGGUACACACCUGAGUCACAUCUACCUGACAGCUCUGGACGCAGGUAUUACAGACACGCCUGGGAUUGGGAUUUGCUUGGGAAGACCUAGGUCGGAAUUUUAAGAUACACACUGGUCUUGGAGAACCUUACAGCACAGGAAAGAUGAGUACCUCAGAAGCGGACAGAAAGAACAUCCUACGACAGAUGAAAGUGCGCACAACAUAUAAGAAGGACAAGAGCUGGAUACAUCAACAAAAUUCAGAAGAUGAAAGAGAGGAAAACCAGAUAUCUCCACAACGGAAGUCUUUUGACGGCAACAAGUUCCUUUGGUCUCCAACCCCGGAUUCAAAGACUGAAAGGAAUUCAGGAACAUUUACAGCUAGAGAGGUCAUUACUUCUUCAUCUCCACCAAUGCAUUCAAGCAACAGGCAUUUUUCCUAUAGUCCAAAUGAAACGAACAAAUCAUCUUCUACAACAUCUCAGGCCUCCCCACCACAGUCAACCACUGGUGCCAAGGUGACUCCUUCAUACAUUAUAAGGGGUCAGCCAUUUAAUGCCGUCUCACAAGUAAAGAACCCCCCUUCUUUCAAUGGAUACCAAAAGAGUUACAGCUCCAUCCAACCUCGAACAUCCACCAGCCUACCAAGAGUCCCCAACGCUACAGGACACAAGAUGUCCACGGAGGAAUACAAGAAACUGGCACCAUAUAAUGUAAGGAGCAGAUCAGCAGAUUUCUCAGAUGAUGAGGUAGAGGAGCAACCUAUUGAUACUGAACAGACCAACAGGAUAAUGAAAAGCACACCCCAGAGGGACCGCUCCUAUGUCUUAUCUGCAGCUAAAAGAACCAAUGGGAGUAGUCCACAGGAAGCCCCAUCACCUCUUAUAGCAAAAAAAGUCCAAAUACAAGAAGAAGAAACCAGUCCAAACCAGAAGAGUCAAACUCUCCCUAAAACUCUGUCUUCUUACCUAUAUGAUGAUCACAAGAAAGUGCCAAUACAAGAAGAAGAAACCAGUCCAAACCAGAAGAGUCAAACUCUCCCUAAAACUCUGUCUUCUUACCUAUAUGAUGAUCACAAGAAGAUAGAAAACAACUUGAAAGAAACACCAUCAAAGGAAACCACUUCCCAGACAUCUUCACGGACAAAUUCCCAGACAGCCCCCUCUGGAACAAUAACUGAUGGAAGCAGCGGCCUACAGUUAACCUCUUAUUCUACAAGCAAUGUUGUGGAGAGCAAGAGCUCAGCAAUAAAGCCUGGACCUGCGAGGAUCACAGUGGUCAGAGAUGAAAGGAGCAACAAUGACGAAAAUGUUUCCAAACCUUCAGGCGAAAGACAACUGGCUACAAGUCCAAUGACUACAAGAAAGGAAAGGGUGGAAAUCACGAAGAAGAGCGAUGCUCUCCCAGAAUCCCUUGCUUCUUAUCUGUAUGAUGAUGCUACUAGGCUUGAGAAAAACUGGAAAACAAAUCAAGCUACAAAGUCAACAUCUCAGACAGUAUCUACCAGCAUCAACAAUGAAAAAACUGUAUCCAGACCUGUAGCGGAAAUACAGCCCCCUACAAGUCCAAUGACUACAAGAAAGGAAAGCAACAACAGUGAAAAAUAUGUUUCCAAGCCUACAGCAGAAGUACAGCUCUCUACAAGUCCGAUGACUACAAGAAAGGAAAGGGUGGAGACCACAAAGAAGAGCGACACUCUCCCAGAAUCCCUGGCUUCUUAUCUGUAUGAUGAUGUUCACAGGUAUGAGAGAGGCUGGAAAUCAAGUCAACCUACACAGUCAACAUCGCAGACAGUAACUACCAGGGAAACAGACAAUCCAGACAGCCUUAAACUGACCUCAUGGAGCCAUAACACAGACAGCAAAAUUGCAACCAUCAAGCCCGAUCCAGGAAAGAUUACAGUCUUUCGUGGCGAAAGGGAAACAAAUGAUCUUAGCAUCCCAAGACUUACCUCCAGUAAUGCAGAGACCAAAAGCCCCAUUAUAAACUCAGAACCUGGGAGGAUCACAGUCUUUACAGAAGAAAGUUACGACACUUCACCAAAAGCUUCAGUGCAAAGCAGCUCUACAGCAAACACAGCUGAAAGUUAUGACACUUACAAAGACUUACCGAAGGCUUCAGUGCAAAGCAGCUCCACCACCAGAACUACUGAAAGUUAUGACACUUACAAAGACUUACCGAAGGCUUCAGUGCAAAGCAGCUCCACCACCAGAACUACUGAAAGCAGCAAAAAUGCACCAGAUACCUUGAAACUAACAUCAACAUCACUGGCCUCAAAUGUCUCAGACAGCACCCAGUCCUGGGCACAAACCGGACCUGGAAAGGUCACUAUCCUUGAAGACAAAAGUCCCAUAGAUGACAGUAAAGUAACCAGCAAAUCAUCUGAAAUAACAUCUACAACAACAUACCCUAAAAUCACCAUAGAGACUCUAACAGACAGCACAGCCCCUAAAGCGGCACCCAGAAUGGAAACAAAGCCAAAAGAAGCUGCACCAGUCAAAGCAAGUUACAACCAGCAAGAUCUGAUCAGUUGGUCUGAUCUGGAUAACAAUACAAAAACCAGACCCAGUCAGCCAACAAAGUCUGGUGUUAUCACCACAGAGGAAGAGACAAGAGACAAUAAGGCCAGAUACCGAGUAACUGAGAGCCUUGAUGAUCCAGAAUUUAAUGUCAUCAAUAAUCAAUCAGCUUCUGGAAGCAAACGAGUGACUAUUGUAGAGACGCCAUCUGAGCGCCCUAGAACCCCAGAGCCGAGAAGCAGCUCCCCAAGGCCAACUCCACGUCCUCGAGAAUCCAUCAAGACUGCAGUUACAGAGUCCAGAUACAGAGUUCCAGAUACUCUUGAAGACACAAUGCUAGAAGCAAGUCCAUCCAGAUCCGGCUCUCGUACAACAGUUACCACCACUCGCUCCGCAGACCCCGUGUAUACAGAAUAUAUGGAAGGCCCCGACAGCAGAUCUACACGAACUGUAUCCAGCUCCAGAGAAACCAUCACAACUACAACCGAGGAGAGGCGACAAGGUCAAUCCUCUUAUGCUGAAGCCAGCCAGUACGACCCUCAGGCAUCCAACAGUAAAGGAGUACUAUUUUUAAAGGAGUAUGUGAACUCAAGAGAGAGUCUGAAAUCUCCAAGCUCCACCGGAAGCGUUCCAGAUUUCUCAGACGAUUCAGAAAGGCUAUCCUACAGCACAAGUUCCAGUUAUCUGUAUAGCAGCCCACCAGAGAGGUCUGAUGAAGGUCCCUGCUCUUACUGUGGUCGCCCAAUCAAAGACUGUCCGAAGAUCAUUCUAGAGCAUCUUAAUAUCCACUGCCAUGAAUACUGCUUCAAGUGUGGGAUUUGCAAUAAGCCUAUGGGAGAUCUGGUGGACAGCCUCUUCAUUCACCGUGAUGUAGUACACUGUGAGAGUUGUUAUGAGAAGCUCUUCUAGUAAGUACAAUAUCUUUAAAAAGAAGAUGAUGUUGGAGACAUAUGAACAUUUAUUAGAUUUACAGACACUUUUCAUUGGUCAGAGAUGACCUGAUUAUCAUAUACAAAGUAUUUUACUACUUCUUUUCCGUUCGCCUAUAACCUUCAAGAUAUGAAUUAUACACUCAGCAUAGCCAUCCCCCUGUUCUUCAGUAUCAUGUGAGGUCUUUAUAACUCUGCGUAUUGGGGAUGAUCCAAUCCUAUUUUAAAAUCUGCCAAACUAGCUCUUCGAUAUAUAUCAUAGAGACAUGUGAGAAGAUCUGUGAUCAGAAUGAAAGGGCGCUAUUAAAUUCUACGCAAUGGGCGUACAAGUCAGCGACAGUAAUGCUUGUAAUAUGGCUUUCACCGUUUUAGUAGUAGUAGUUGCCAAGGGUUCUACGAAGGCUUUUCGUUCACAUGUAUCUGUGAUAGAUCAAAAGAUCAUUGACUGGGGGUCUUCUUUAAAGUGAGAGUUUGCUGACAUCUGCAUUUUGUGAUUUUUCCCUUCUGUUCCAUUGCUCUCACUGCCUACAUAGAACAUGAACAAUGUUACAACCAUAGACAUUAUAAUGAUUAUUAAACAAAUAUCACCGGAGCUUCCGAAAAUUAUCUUUCCAUGUUACAGCAUAGCAUGCAGUGUUAUAAUAAGAAAGGUUCUUGUAUAAAGUCCUUUACAGCUGGGACUACGUGUAUGUCCCAUAAGAACAUCUUAAUAGCCCCAUACUGUAUCCAAGUUACGCUCUCCGAACUUCUCCCCUGUGAAUAAAGGCAGAAAUGCAAGACAUAAGCUAAACCAAAGCCCACUAUGGCCCAAGGUACCAAUAGAGUAUUGCUGUUUUAAUACCAGGCCUAUCUAGUACCCUUGCUGAAUGUAUGGAUUGGUCCAUAAGGUCUCCAUUGAAAAGCUUUUAAUGCCGAUGGAGUAAAACAUUGGGCUAUUGAUACCCAAGGCCUAUCAGCCCAUAAUCAUGUUCUUCUAUAGACUUGAUUUUCACAUAUAUUAUGGCGCUGUUCACACCAUCACCUAAGCCCCCAGUGCCAUUUCUAUCACAUUUCAUGGCAAGAAGAGCACAAGUAUGUACCACUCUAGCCAUGACAGAAUAAGGUCACUAUUGGGAUCUGUCAUACAACAGAUUCAGCAUUAAUGGAAACUUAUUUUGGUGGGAAACAGUCUUGUUCGCAUUGUAAAAAAAAAAAAAAAAAAAAAUGAAGUUGUGAGAUGAAGGCUUCAUUGGACAUAUAGCUUUACAUGGUGUCCCCAUUGGUACAACAAAGCUGAGAAGACUCCGGAUGCCACCAGAUUGAGUAACAAUUCUUCAAAUGGAGAAAUACUGUUCCAAACUAUGUCAUCUGAUGGAGAACAUCACAGUUCUUUCUCUACUGGAUUCAUGCAGAAUCCAACAAAACAAACAGGCAUGCCCCCAUAUGAAAUCAGAGGUAUAUGGCGGUACAGCAAAGCCUAUAUAAAUCUAUAGGGCCCUAUAGGGCUCUGUAUAUCUCAGAGGUUGCAUGGGGCCUACACGUAAGAAGCCUAAGGCUGCUUUCACACUAUAAAAUUCAUCCGUUUUAAAGAUCUGUUUGAUGU
Molecule: messenger RNA, 5312 nt
Organism: Hyla sarda
Lineage: Eukaryota; Metazoa; Chordata; Amphibia; Anura; Hylidae
Gene: ZNF185
Product: zinc finger protein 185 with LIM domain
Exons: 42
Coding region: 447-3710 (1087 amino acids)
Source: RefSeq, a predicted model, not a curated record